Molecule: messenger RNA, 1840 nt
Organism: Neurospora hispaniola
Lineage: Eukaryota; Fungi; Ascomycota; Sordariomycetes; Sordariales; Sordariaceae
Product: longevity assurance proteins LAG1/LAC1
Exons: 4
Coding region: 253-1782 (509 amino acids)
Biological process (GO): ceramide biosynthetic process
Cellular component (GO): membrane
Molecular function (GO): sphingosine N-acyltransferase activity
Source: RefSeq, a predicted model, not a curated record
CGCAUCUCUGGAUCCAGCUCUGUUCCUCUGGUCGCCCACCUUGCGAACUCGAUCACUCGACUCAGUGCUUCCCCGACCUGCGCUGUAUUCGUCACCAAGAAUCUCGUCGAAUCUGCUCCAUUGUUGAGCUUCUGAAAGCUGCGUUCAGCUCCACUGCCGCCUCCGCUUUCAGGGUUCAUCAGUCCACUGCUCUUCAGUUGUUUACCCGGCAGCGAACCAAUUGGCGCGCCGUCGCCAGCUCCCAGCUUGAUCAUGGGCGAUUCCCAUACCCAAAGCUCCAGCAAUGGCCCCGACUCACGAAUGAGGCGGAAUACCGCGACAUCCUCCGUUCCCUCCUCCGGAAUUACCAGCAGCAGCAGCGCAGCUCUCCCACCUCAGCGGAGGACUGUCAAACGCGAGAAGUCUGGCAACCCCAAGAAUAUGAAUGGUCCCCUCUACAUGCAGCGCAACGAAAACAUCGUUCUUGUUCGUCGCGUCAAGAGGAAGGGAGAGGGCCCUCUGAAACAGCUGACGCGCUGGUUCGUUGAGAAUCAGAUCGGCUUCGCUUUCAACCUCCUUGCCCUCCUCUUCCUCGCCCAUGGAUGUAUGCCUCGCGCCCGCUCCCACACCGGAAAGUACUUCACGCUCUCGUACUACAACCCAACGACCGGACAAUACGGCCUCGGCAAGGAUGACGGCUUCCUCAUCUUCUUCUGCAUCAUUCUCUUUACCGGCCUCCGCGCCGCCACGCUGGAAUACUUGUUCGCGCCGUACGCAAAGUCCAAGGGCAUUUCCAAGAGGAAGGACAUCACCAGGUUUAGCGAACAGGCUUGGCUCCUGAUCUACUACAGCGUCUUCUGGACUCUCGGUCUCUACAUCUAUUGGCAAUCACCGCACUUCUUCAACCUCCGAGAGCUCUGGACGAACUGGCCCAACCGCGAGCUCACCGGGAUUAUGAAGGGAUACAUGCUUGCCCAGCUUGCCUUUUGGCUGCAGCAAAUCUUGGUCAUCAACAUUGAGGAGCGCAGAAAGGACCAUUGGCAGAUGUUUACGCAUCACAUCAUCACCAUCUGCCUCAUCUACGCCUCUUACAGAUACGGCCACACCCGCGUGGGCAACCUUAUCCUUGUCCUGAUGGACGUUGUAGAUUUGUUCCUUCCGCUCGCCAAGUGCCUCAAAUACCUCGGCCACUCCAGCGCCUGCGACUUCAUGUUCGUAGUCUUCAUGGUUUCCUGGUUCGUCGCCCGCCAUGUUUUGUAUCUGACGGUCUGCUACUCCGUCUACGCUCACACGACCUCCAUCAUACCGUACGGCUGCUUCUCCGGUGCUCCCGGAAACCUGAAGGGUCCCUUCCAGCCGCCCGCUGACAAAGGCGCUCUCUACCUGCUCGAGCCGCUCUGGAACCCCGACGGACUGGUGUGCUAUGAUGACACGGUCAAGUGGACCUUCCUCUCGAUGCUGCUCUUCUUGCAGGCGUUGACCAUCAUGUGGUUUUCACUCAUCAUCCGCGUGGCUCUACGCGUGCUCAGGGGCGAAGGAGCUGAUGAUACGCGCAGUGAUGACGAAGGUUGUGAGGAUGUUGAUGCAGAGGAUGACGAGGAUGAAACUGAGUUUGUUUACGAGGAGGCUCAAGCGCUGGCGGAGGAGGUGGGUGUUGAUGAGCUUGACCUCAAGAACUGGGCGGAGAGAAGACGUGCCGGUAACGGCGUCGGCGGAGUGACUGCCACGGGUGUGAGUCUGCCUGGUCAUAGUGAUCGGAAGGAAUUGCUCGGACGGAUUGGGUGUGAGAAGCAGGUUGAGUAAAGGGGCUCGCAUAAACAAGAUAGGAUAUGGUACAUGUCGAUGUCACCGUAGUCGUCGU